AUAUUUCAACAUCCACUUCACUUCACAACUCACACCAACCAUGGCAGGAAUUGAACACAGAACAGUUGAAGUAAAUGGCAUCAAAAUGCACAUCGCCGAGAAAGGUAAAGAAGGACCAGUUGUGUUGUUCCUUCACGGCUUCCCUGAACUCUGGUACUCAUGGCGCCACCAGAUUGCUGCUCUCGGCUCCCUCGGCUACCGUGCAGUAGCACCGGAUCUACGUGGCUACGGUGACACCGAUGCUCCAGCUUCGAUAAGUAGCUACACAGCUUUUCAUAUGGUAGGUGACCUCAUUGCUCUCAUCGAUUUACUCGGUGCUGAACAAGUGUACCUCGUGGCUCAUGAUUGGGGUGCUACCCUUGGUUGGUACCUAUGCAUGUUUCGUCCCGAUAGAAUCAAAGCUUAUGUGUGUCUCAGCAUUGCCUUCCCCCGUAGAAACCCUAAAAUCAAAAUCAUGGAUUAUAGGCGUGCUACCUUUGGAGAUGACUAUUAUAUGUCCAGAUUCCAGGAACCGGGCAAAAUGGAAGCUGAGAUGGCUGAGGUUGGCACUGAAUAUGUGCUGAAAAAUCUCCUCACAACUCGUCAAACUGGUCCUCCCAUUCUUCCAAAGGGGAAGUAUGGAACCGGAUUUAACCCGAAUACCCCUGAUACUUUGCCAUCUUGGCUCACAGAAGAUGAUCUUGCCUAUUAUGUCUCCAAAUUUGAGAAAACCGGCUUCACUGGAGGAUUGAACUACUAUAGAAACCUCAAUGCAAAUUGGGAGCUCACAGCACCAUGGACUGGAAUCAAAAUCAAGGUGCCUGUGAAAUUUAUUAUUGGUGAAGAAGACUUUGUAUACACCACACCCGGUGUGAAGGAGUACCUCCAUGGUGGUGGAUUCAAGGAAGAUGUGCCAAAUCUGGAGGAAGUGAUUGUGCAAAAAGGUGUGGCUCACUUCAACAAUCAAGAAGCUGCAGAGGAUAUCAGUAAUCACAUUCUUGAAUUCAUCAAGAAGUUUUGAGCUAAUCCGCUUGUACUCUAUCCUUUUAAUAAAAAUACAUCUUCAUAUGCACGGGUCACUUAGGUUUUUAGGACACCUGCAUAAUUACUUGAAGUUGUAAAAUAAUUGGUAUGCUUUGUACCUAAGCAUCGGCAACAUCGAGGGUAUGUUUUGCUCUAUUUCCUCAAAGUUAACAUUUGAACA
Vicia villosa (hairy vetch) is the source of this 1183-nucleotide messenger RNA. RefSeq lists its product as uncharacterized. Lineage: Eukaryota; Viridiplantae; Streptophyta; Magnoliopsida; Fabales; Fabaceae. The transcript is spliced from 3 exons. Gene Ontology annotation, molecular function: hydrolase activity. The coding region runs from base 41 to 1000 and encodes 319 amino acids. The record is from RefSeq and is a predicted model, not a curated record.